GCACCCCAACACAAGAGGCAAGGGAACCAGUAGAGAAUGCAGAUACCUCAGAAACAGAGCAAGCAGCCACCAGUACAAGUAGUACGGUCACUGUCGUAGAAAAGACUGAUGAUACCGUCACCGCGGCAACAGAUAAUACGCCAACUGAAGCUUCGCUGGUCAACAAAUCGGCGGAUUCGACUCCGUCAGCAUCAGCAACUCAGGUUUUGCAGGCUGAGGUUUCACAGGUACCCCUUAACCUAGUCUUGAGACUCAGAAAUGAAAAGAGAGAAUUAAAUGAUAUCAAAUUUGAAUUCACCAUUGGGCAAGACACAGCAGACAGCGUCUCCCGAGAAAUGGUAGAGGCGGGAUUAGUCAACGGAAAAGACAUGAUAGUCGUUGCUGCCAAUCUACAGAAACUCCAAGACUGCCCAGACCUAAAAAAUGUAACCUUUGCUUUAAACUCGGGCUGUAGUCCUAACGAGGCACCUUGUGACAAGACUUUGAUCGGAUUCGCACAAUUAUCAAUUAACGAUGGAUCUGUCGCACCCUUACAAUAAUCCUGAUCAGUCAGAAGCUUCUGUGAUACUAGAUAAUCAUGCACAGUGCCAAGAAUGGAAAAGACUAAGACUGAGGAAUAAAAUUAAUGGAAGAAAUUUAAUGGGACAGCAGUUGCAUAUUAGGGCAAUUUAUGAUAGCAUUUUAUGUCCGCAUUUUUGUUAUUUCAUACUUUUCAAAAAUAGCACAAUGAGACUUGAAAAAAAAAACUCUUUUAAAAGUCUCACAAAAGUUUUUACUGUUUGGCAAGGUAUAAUGGUAAUGUUACUAGAAUAAAGAUUU
Molecule: messenger RNA, 819 nt
Organism: Saccostrea cuccullata (small rock oyster)
Lineage: Eukaryota; Metazoa; Mollusca; Bivalvia; Ostreida; Ostreidae
Product: STE20/SPS1-related proline-alanine-rich protein kinase-like
Exons: 8
Molecular function (GO): protein serine/threonine kinase activity; ATP binding
Source: RefSeq, a predicted model, not a curated record